AUGGAUUGGCUCCCUCACCGAACAGCUGCUUUUCUGUUCCUUUUAUUGGUACUCUUGGAUUUCAGCACAGGAUUUCAUGUAAAGGUAAAAGAAUGGGAUGAAAAUGGAAUGGCAAGAUGGAAAACCUUCAGAAGACAAAAACGUGAAUGGAUCAAAUUUGCUGCAGCUUGUAGAGAAGGAGAAGAUAAUUCUAAGAGGAAUCCAAUUGCCAAAAUCCGAUCAGAUUGUGAAGAAAAGCAUCCAAUCACAUACAGCAUCUCUGGAGUUGGAAUUGAUCGUGCCCCCUAUGGAAUAUUUGUUGUUAACCCAAGAACAGGAGAAAUUAAUAUAACUUCAAUAGUGGAUAGGGAAGUAACCCCAGUAUUUGUUAUACGUUGCUUUGCUAAACACUCAGUGACGGGUAUAGAUUUGGAACCACCCCUUGAACUUCGAGUCAGAGUUCUGGAUAUAAAUGAUAACCCUCCUAUAUUUGCACAAACUGUAUUUACAGGAUCUAUUGAAGAAAGCAGUAUGGACAACACACUGGUGAUGAAAAUAAUUGCAUCAGAUGCAGAUGAACCUAAUCAUUUGAAUUCUAAAAUUGCCUUCAAGAUAGAGAGUCAGGAACCUUCAGGUCCACCCAUGUUCAUUAUGAAUAAAUAUACUGGAGAACUCCAUCUUGCAAAUUAUCUUGACAGAGAGCAACAUAGUAGCUACACUCUUGUUGUGAAGGCAUCAGACCGGGAUGGAGCUGCAGAUGGAAUAUCAUCCCUUUGUAGCUGUAACGUUAAAGUUAUUGAUGUCAAUGACAACUUCCCAACUCUUGCUCAGAGCUCUUUUUCAGCAAGUAUUUCAGAAAAUUCACUCAGUUCAGAUCUGCUACGAAUACAAGCUCUGGAUGCUGAUGAAGAGUUUACAGACAAUUGGUUAGCAGAGUUUUUCUUUCUAUCCGGUAAUGAAGAUAACUGGUUUGAAAUUGUUACAGAUCGAGCUACAAAUCAAGGAAUCCUUAGAGUAAUUAAGGAACUGAAUUAUGAAUAUCUCCAAACUCACUCACUGAUUAUUGGUGUCAGGAACGUAGCUGCCUUCCACCACUCUGUUGCGCGUGACUUCCAAAUGUCUGGAACACCCCUCACAAUAGAAGUGAAAAACGUGAUUGAACCACCAAGAUUUCAUCCGUCUUCAGUUGUGUUUUCUGUAUCAGAAAGCACAAGAGUGAAUUAUGUUGUGGGAACAUACACAGCCAUCGAUGAGGACACUGGAGCUAUUGCAUCAAAUGUUGUAUAUAGUAUAGGACGUGAUCCAGCUGCCUGGUUCAGAAUCAAUCAAAACACUGGUGAAAUCACACUGAACAAAGUUAUUGACCGGGAAUCAAUCUAUGUAAUCAAUGGGCAGUAUAGAGCAGAGGUUCUGGCUAUCACCAGAGGGGUUACUCGAUAUACUGCUACUGGCACCAUUGUGCUUUCAAUACAAGACAUCAAUGACAACUGCCCAACUAUUAAUACUGAAUUAAGGAAAGUAUGUAUGCAUUCCCCAUCAGUGAUUAUCACAGCAAAGGAUAGGGAUGGUGACCCAUAUGGUCCCCCCUUUACGUUCAGCAUACAUGGUGAACCUCAAACUACAUGGAUUAUCAGAUCAAUAAAUGCUUCCUCUGCAGAACUAGUGAGUCAGAACAUUGACUUUUACAUCUAUAGGAUCUAUAUCAGCGUAAGAGAUAACCAAGGCCGACGCUCAUCUUCUACUACACUUAGCGGCGCUGCCAUUGGCCUGAUGUUUCUUGGCGGAUUAAUAUUUGUUCUGAUUCCAAUUUUGAUGUCAAUGAGCGACUGUUGUGGCUGUGGACCUGGCGCUGCAGGUGGAGUUGGAACUGGAUUUGAACCUGUACCUGAAUGCACAGAGGGGGCAAUUCAUCCAUGGGGAAUAGAAGGUGCACAGCCUGAAGACAGGGAUGUCUCACACAUUCUUGCCCCAACAACAGCUGCAGGCGGUGAUUUUUGUGAACCCUCUGACAUAUAUACAAACACAUAUGGAGGAGGAGGAGUAGUAGCUUCUGGUGUUGAAGAAACUACAGGGGUUGGCUAUGGCACUGGUACUGGUUACGGAACAGCUGGAGGAAUUUCUGGAACAGGGGAAGUAAAAGGGUCAAUUGGAGGAACAAUAAAAGAGUAUCGAGAAGGAGGGGUGAACAUGGCCUUCCUAGACAACUACUUCUCUGAGAAAGCAUUUGUGUAUGCAGAUGAAGAUGAAGGUCGGCCGGCAAAUGACUGCCUAUUAAUAUACGAUCAUGAAGGAGUCGGUACUCCUGUUGGCUCUGUGGGUUGCUGCAGCUUUAUUGGAGAAGAUACAGACGAAACGUAUUUGGAUACAUUAGGACCAAAAUUUAAGACCCUGGCAGAGAUCUGUCUGGGGAAAGAGAUCGAACCUUUCCCUGAUGUCAACCUGCCCUGGCCAUGCGUUAACGUCACCUUUCCCAACCCUGAAAGUGAUCUAAACCUCCCGCCACCUGGAACCACCAUCGUUGUCAACGGAUGUGCACCUAUGCCUCCCCCAGUUGGCACUACAACGGUUGUUACUGAAAACACCUACACAUCUGGGUCAACCAUACAGCCUCCGAGGCCGAUGCCGGAUCCUUUGCUCCAUGGCAACAUGACGGUGACUGAGACCUACACCUCCGGCUCCCCCUCUCUUUGCGUUGACCCUCUGCGUGCAUCCAACGUUGUUGUAACAGAAAGGGUUGUCGGUCCUGCAUCUGCCUCUGAUUUGCGUGGCAUGCUAGAUAUCCCCGAUCUCGCAGAUGGUUCCAACGUUAUCGUCACGGAAAGAGUAAUCGCGCCCAACUCCCGGCUCCCAACCUCUCUGAGCAUUCCCGAUUUGGUAGAUGGGUCGAAUGUGGUGGUGACAGAAAGGGUGUUCAGGCCUGCCUCUGGCAUGCCAGGCAGCUUAAUAAAUAUUCCCUCGGAGUUAUCGAACACCCACAACGUGGUGGUCACCGAGAGGGUAGUGUCAGGGUCUGGGAUGAGCAGCCUCGGGGGGACAAGCCUGGGGGGGACAAAUCUGGGGGGCCUGAGCAGCACGGGUCAGAUGCUCAGCGCUGACUGUCACCUUGGCCAGGCAAUGGGCACAGCGUCCCCCGGCACCUCCCGGAGAAGAGUGACAAAGUACAGCACUGUGCAGUACUCCAGUCAGUAAGGCCUCUGCCAACGCCCCUUCCUGCCAAAAUUGCCAUUUGCACCAACACUCGUU
Aptenodytes forsteri (emperor penguin) is the source of this 3222-nucleotide messenger RNA. RefSeq names its product desmoglein-4-like. Gene Ontology annotation, molecular function: calcium ion binding. Bases 1 to 3168 code for a protein of 1055 amino acids. The record is from RefSeq and is a predicted model, not a curated record. The transcript has 17 exons. Gene Ontology annotation, cellular component: plasma membrane; desmosome. Lineage: Eukaryota; Metazoa; Chordata; Aves; Sphenisciformes; Spheniscidae. Gene Ontology annotation, biological process: homophilic cell-cell adhesion.